AUGAACAACUAUCUGUCUUCACAAAAAGAUCAGAUUUUCAAAAAUGUUCAGGUGUUAAUUUACGUUUUUGAUGUUGAGAGUAGAGAAUUUGAAAAGGAUCUGGGUUAUUACCAAUCCUGUCUUGAAGCUCUACUGCAUAACUCGCCGAAUGCCCAGGUAGGAAUUUAUUUACUUUGA
Cooperia oncophora is the source of this 177-nucleotide messenger RNA. Lineage: Eukaryota; Metazoa; Nematoda; Chromadorea; Rhabditida; Trichostrongylidae. The record is from the annotation of a GenBank genome assembly.